AUGGGCAGCCAAUACGACCACCGGUUCCCAUUUCGAUUCCUAAAGUCGAAGCAAAGCGGCUCUUACGCGACCCCACGAAUCGCUCGGCCACCAAGCCCUCCUUCCGAGACCACCGAGAUCCUAGACACAGAUUUCGAUUCCGAUUCCCUUGGAACAGAAAGUGUAACUACGGCUUCAACGCCCGAUGAACUCAAGACGCCCGACUCAGCCGGUCUGAGUGGGUUUCACUUUCAUAUCGAUGAUAAGCCAAUGUGUGGUCCGGAAGGGCCUUUCCUGUUUCAGUCACUUUCGAGUCCCUACCGCAUUUCCGAUUAUUCUAUGGACAUCAAGUCCUCUGUUGAAAUCGACCUAAUAUUUGACAACGAAGACGCCCCGGAUAGUGCUACAACUCCUCUCUACUCCUCCGCGUCCAAGCUUGGCCCUGACAGAAGGGAUACCCCUGUCCCUCGAGUUGUGGCUAAUCCUAGCACACCCCUUCAAUCCGUGCCUGAGGAGGAACACACGUCAUUAAGGCCCGAUGAGUCCAAGGUUGCCAGCUGGACCCCUCAAGAUGUUGUCACCUGGCUUCAGAAUAAAAGCAUCGACGAAGGUAUCAUUGAGAAGUUCUUUAUCAAUGACAUCUCAGGAUCCGUCCUCCUGGAUCUCCAGCCAGAUGACUUGAAGGAACUUGAUAUCCAGUCUUUUGGAAAGCGACAUGGACUCAUGGGCUCGAUUCGCCAGCUGCGCAACAAUAUUUCUGGUGAAUCAUUCGAAGCCGCGUUCCCAAGCACGUCGGAGCCGGUAUCUCGCGAGCCGACUCCAGGGUCUACCAUAGCCGAAGUAGGUGUCCGAAGUUGCAAUGCGACCCCCGUGGCCGAUGAAGAUUGUACACAAUCCCCGGCCAGAGAUAUUGAGCAAUAUCACAACAGCCGUAGGCGCCGCCGCCAACGAGUCGUUGGGCCAAAUGACUCCAUAUCGAUUGUCGGUAUCGAACAAGUGUUUCCCAAACUCCACAGGUGCUCGAAAGGCGAAGAUUGCCGAAAAUGGCAGAGGCAACAAGCGAGAUUUGCUCAAUAUUCCCAAGGCCUCCCGGCCGACUCUUUAGGUAGCCCCGUUGUUGUUGCUGGCGACCCGGGCAAUGCUGCCACUGCUCCCAACAUGAUCAAGUCGCCGAAGUCCGAUGUCACCGCUUCGGUCGUGGCAUCUUCUGACGCUCUUGGCCCGAACCAAGUCACGGAGAUGCCCAUUUCUGAAAAGACACUCCAAGAUGUUCGUCCCCGAGACGCCCAAGAGAAUGUUCGUCAUUUCAUCAAGCUUCAACGUCUUAGCCAGCUCCAGCCUGUUGAGAAUCCUGCCACUCCUCCAAAGGAGAAUUUCCCCUCUCCCGAGGCUGACUCGCCUGGAAAUCUGGCGGAAAAAUUACAAAAGCUUCCCACACUUCGUAUUCCAAACGAUUAUGAUUCUUCUGCGCGAAGCUCAAAAUUCUCGCCAAGUCUUUCAGGUCAACGGACUAUCACUCCUUCUGUGAUGCGACGACGGCAGGGACUCCAGGAAUCAAUUCCUGAGCAGAUGACAACACCAUAUACCUCGUUAUUCUCCCCGUCAGAUUACUACCGUCAGGAUCCUCAUUACGGCUUUACUUCACAGACUCCUCUCUCCGAGAUGGAUGUGCCCCUGACUGCUAUCCCGAUUGGCCCAGUUGAGAGAGUCCUUUCCCAAUCAGUGCCCCCGAACAUGCGCUUUGGAUACGAAGGAGAAUAUGCGCCCGAUCCCAUUCCCCGUCCAAUAUCCACAAAGGUCGAAAAUCACAGACGCAAACUUUCCGUCAACACAUCACAAUCUGCGUUGCGCCGCCUGGACGAGGGACGAGUGAUGUCACCCAUCGAAACCCCCGAAGAUCUGGAGCAUACUCCGCGUGCUGCUCAUUGCCGUGCCAACCCCUUCACUCCAUCGGGUGAGCUAUCUCGAGACAUAAUUCACAGCGGCUGGGUGAAGAAACGCAAGACCAAGAACCUCGUGCGCCACGAGUGGUCCCCAAGAUACUGCGCUCUGCGCAACACUCAACGCGGCGAUGAACGUGGGACAGAGCUCGCUGUCUAUGACCGUCAAAUGGAUGCUGAUGGCGAUUCAAAAGCUCUAGAGUAUAUCGAUGUUGAUGAUUAUGCCGUAGCAUGUUCCUCUGUCGCAUCAAACUCGAAGUUGACAGCAGCAUUCAAAAAGACAGUCUUGAAGCGCAAAGACAAUACCAAGGGAGAUACUGCAUUUGCCUUCUCUCUGAUUCCCUCCCCUAGUGGUACGUCCGUCUCCGACCGCAAAUCAAUCUUCCAGACCGGCAAAUCUCAUCACUUCGCUGUCAACACUCGCGAUGAGCGUAUUGAUUGGAUGCGUGAACUCAUGCUGGCAAGAGCUCUGCGACGGGGCCGAGACAGCGGUGCCUCUCUCAAUGUGAAUGGAACUGUCGUACUUUAG
Molecule: messenger RNA, 2448 nt
Organism: Penicillium atrosanguineum
Lineage: Eukaryota; Fungi; Ascomycota; Eurotiomycetes; Eurotiales; Aspergillaceae
Product: SAM and PH domain-containing protein
Exons: 3
Coding region: 1-2448 (815 amino acids)
Molecular function (GO): protein binding
Source: RefSeq, a predicted model, not a curated record